This is a messenger RNA of Striga hermonthica, 2429 nucleotides long. NCBI's taxonomy places the organism in Eukaryota, Viridiplantae, Streptophyta, Magnoliopsida, Lamiales, Orobanchaceae. The record is from the annotation of a GenBank genome assembly.
CUCAUCGUCUCUUGAGAUGGAAGACGAAUUAGGGCACAAAUUGGGCAAAUUCACUCUGUCGGAAAUUGAAGAUUCCUACAUCGACCUAGACAAUACCGAUGUCACGCUUAGUGAAGAUGAAUGUCAACGAAGCCUGUUCGGCAAAAUUGUUGGGGAAAGGAAGGCUAACUGGGUUGGGGUGAAGCGCACAAUGAGCUUUCUUUGGAAGUUGGGCAACUCAUUGGAAGUCCGAGAACUAGGUAAUAACUACUUUCAAUUUCUUUUCCCUAACAGAAUUGAACGAGCUAAGAUCUUGGAAGGCCGGAAUUGGAUUUUUGAAAACCAGCAUCUGAUAUUAAAAGAAUGGAAAGAGGGCAUUUCUGCAAACCACCCCUGCUUUGAUGAAUUGACACUCUGGGUCCAAGCUUAUGGCAUACCUAUCAAUUGGAUCUGCACUGAUGUCGGUAUAAAGAUUGACAGAGUAUUCAAUGGGAUUAAAAAUGUGAAUAUGGCUAAAGCAGGAGGGCAGGGAGGAAGAGUUAUGCGAAUGCAGGUUGACAUUGACAUCAAAGAACCUCUGCCCAGAUGGACAAAAAUCAGAUUGGGAAGCAAAUUAGCCACCAUUCAAUUUCUAUAUGAAAAGCUGGUGAGCCUCUGUUACUAUUGUGGUCGAGUAGGCCACUCUGAUAAAAACUACUCGCAGAGACAAGAAGAUUUUCGCAACAACUCAGUCCACGAGGGACAAUAUGGAGAAUGGAUGAAAGCUGUGGAUGGAGUAAUUGUAUCCCAAACACCCUCUCAGAGUAAUCACUCUAACCCCACAACUAAAGGCUUCCAAACCCAGAACACAUCCCCUGCUAGUGGCAAUCACUCCGGAACUUUUAAACAGCCAUUCUCUAAAUCCAUGGACAAUCCUUCCUCAUCCAAGCAAGCUAGUGGUGUGGGCAAGCAUCUACCAGUCAUUGAAGAGUCGACUGCUUCUAUUCCAAUGUCUGAGCCUAUUAACCGAGGCAAGGAAAUUGUUGCUUUCAGUCACCCACAACUGCCUCCAUCAGAGACUGAAGAGGCCACACAACAAGGAAUGGAGUUGGUUGCCCAACCUGAUCCUGCUCAAACCCCAGAAAGUCAAUCUGACAAGCAAACUGGUAAAACUUGGAGAAGAGCCCCCAGCAAAGUGGGCAGACUAGCCAGAAAAAAAAAACCACAGGAACAACAUUGGAACAAAGAAGACAGAAGAGAGCCAAUUCUGAAAUGCAAACCUCAAACACUGAAGAAACCUGCAAAGAGGCCAAUACACAGAAGAAGCAGAAAACCAAUGACAACAAGAGGAGGAUUGCUACUGAUGUGGGAUUCUCUCCCCAAUGUCUCUCAAGUCAACAGCUCUGACUUCUUUAUUCAAAUCCAGUUCACUCUCCCCCAUGAAGACCUUCCUCACUCGCUCACCUUUGUAUAUAUGAGCACUGACAGAGACACUAGAAUUCAGCAAUGGAACUUUCUGGAACAAAGCAAAGAUGGUUGGGGAGAUCAUUGGGUACUGACUGGAGACUGGAAUGACAUUUGCAAUCAAGAGGAGAAGAGAGGAGGAAGAACAAGACCUACCUCUAGUUUUAAUGCUUUCAAUGACUUCAUCUCAGCUAUGGGGAUGUUUGAAAUUACCUUGGUGGGCUACCAAUUUACCUGGGGGAACAACAGAGCUCUUGAAGGUUUUGUUGAAGAAAAGCUAGACAAAGGAUUUGGCUCACUAGCCUGGACAUUAAGAUUUCCACAGGCCAAUAUCUCAAACAUAUUCAAAAGUGCCUCAGACCAUGGAGUGUUACUCGUAGACACCCAAAACAACCAAGGAAACCACAUAAGGAGAUUCACCUUUGACAAAAGGUGGAUCAACAGAGAGGGCUGCAAAGAAGAAGUUCAGAAAGCUUGGGCCUUACCUCAGCAAGGUACUCCCUUUUUCAAACUCAAAGAACAUGUUAAGCAAACCAGAGUGGCCUUGAUGAAGUGGAGCAAGCUCUUCAGAGCCGAACAUAAAAAGAAGGUGGCCUCCAUUUCUCUCAAGCUGGAAGAAAUGAGGCAAUUAGGUGCUGGCAAAAAAUGGGAUGAAUGGGAGUCUUUAAAGCACGAAAUGGAAACAACACAGACCUCAGAGGAAGCUUUCUGGCAGCAAAAAUCAAGAGUCCAAUGGCUUAAGAAAGGUGAUAGGAACACUAAUUUCUUCCAUGCAUUCACCAUGCAAAGGAGAAAGAAGAAUGCAAUAUCCAGGUUAUUAUCAGAUGAAUUUGGACUCUGUAUUACCAAAGAAGAAAUUGCUGAGGAAAUUGCCAGAUACUACAAACAGUUAUACACAUCUGAAGGCUCUCUUGGUGCUCAAGAAAUAUCCCAGCUCAUCCCCAAAACAAUAACUCAUGAGAUGAACCUGCAACUACAAGCUCCCAUCUAUGAGGAGGAAAUCAAGA